Molecule: messenger RNA, 2985 nt
Organism: Paramisgurnus dabryanus
Lineage: Eukaryota; Metazoa; Chordata; Actinopteri; Cypriniformes; Cobitidae
Product: extracellular calcium-sensing receptor-like
Biological process (GO): G protein-coupled receptor signaling pathway
Cellular component (GO): plasma membrane
Molecular function (GO): nucleic acid binding; G protein-coupled receptor activity
Source: RefSeq, a predicted model, not a curated record
AAAAAGCAAACUCGUAUAAUGAUGCUGAUCCCAAAUGGAUUUUCAAAACAAAAUAAAAGGCAAAUCAUUUCCUGUUCUGCCACAAAGGCUCCUGCUCUACAUUCACAUGGGCAUGGCAAAGAAGACAGCGUCACUCCUGCUACUGCUGCUAUAUGGUGCUUGCAUCCCAACCACAGCAGAAGUCUGCAAAAUCCUUAGCCAGCCAUUACCCCCACUACUUUCUGCAGAAAGAGAAAUCAACAUUGGGGGGAUUUUUCAAUUUCAUAGAAAUGUCGUGGCAAAGAUUCAUCCUUUCACUUCCAAACCAGAACCAGUUACAUGUUUCAGCUUUAACUUUCGUGAUUUUAAAUUAGCUCAGACGCUGAUUUUUACCAUAGAAGAGAUAAACAACAACACACAGCUGUUGCCUGGUGUCACAUUGGGCUAUAAAAUAUAUAAUUCAUGUGCAUCAAUCAAUCAGGCUAUCCUGUCAUGCCUGGCUUUGUUAAAUGGCUUUAAAGAGACUUUGCAAGAUGAGUCCUGUUCUAGACCACCAUUUGUUCAAGCCAUUGUUGGAGAUACAAGCUCCUCUCCCACCGUUGCCAUCGCCUCUUUACUAAGCCCUUUCAGUUUCCCUGUGAUCAGUCAUUUUGCCUCAUGUGAAUGCUUGAGUGACAAAAAAAGGUUUUCAUCCUUAUUCAAAAUGAUGGCCAGUGAUAAUUUUCAAAGCAUUGCGAUGGCUCAGCUUCUCAAGCACUUUGGCUGGACUUGGGUUGGAACAGUCAACAGUCGCAAUGAUUAUGGAAUCUAUGGAAUGGAGGAAUUUUUAAAGACAGCCCAACAAUUGGGGAUUUGUGUUGAAUACUCAGAGACGAUAUUAAAAACCGAUACACAAAGGCAGCUACUAAAAACACUGGAAGUGGUUAAAAAAGGAACAGCCAAGGUGGUGGUGCUUUUUAUAUCAUACGUAGAUUUCCUCCCAUACAAAAAAUUGAUCGUGCAACAGAACAUUACCGGGAUCCAGUGGAUCGGUACUAAAUCCUGGAUCAAUUCUGAAACUUUUCACGAUACAAAGGAAAACAGUUUCUUCAUGGGAGCCAUGGGCUUUGCCUUACAGAACAUGAAGCUUGACGGCCUGCAAGAGUUUCUUUUGACUGUGCACCCUAAUCAAGAACCAAAAAAUGAACUUUUAAAAGAUUUCUGGGAAGAAACCUUUCAGUGCUCUUUCAGAAACACCGGAGGUAGCACAAGUAGCUGUACUGGCUCAGAACGCUUAACAGAAGUGCACAAUGAAUAUACUGAUGCAUCAGAGAUGCGCAUGGCAAAUAAAGUGUACACGGCAACUUAUGCUAUUGCCUAUGCACUGCAUAGUUUGAUAAAUUAUCUUAAAUCCUCCACCAACAGCAGCAAAGUAGAAGUGCCCACACCAAGAAAGGUGCUGGAGUAUAUGAGAGAUGUCAGUUUCACUGCCAAAACAGGUGAGAAAAUAUUUUUUUCAAAUGGUGAUCCUGUGGCGAAAUAUGAUCUGCUCAACUGGCAGCCAACUGAAGAUGGAGGUAUGCAGUAUAAAGUGGUUGGUUCGUAUGACCACUCACUGCCUCCAGAGCAACGUCUUAAAGUUAAUCAGGAACUUAUGGUAUGGCCUGAGAACAGCAGGCAGCUUCCAGUGUCUUUGUGCAGUAUGAGCUGUCCUCCAGGCACUAGGAAGGCUGUACAGAAAGGAAAACCUAUCUGCUGUUAUGACUGCAUACAAUGUCCACCAGGAGAGAUCAGUAACAGCACAGAUUCUAGCGACUGCUUUCCUUGUGAUUCGGAGUAUUGGUCAAAUGAAAGCAACGACGAAUGUGUUUUAAAAGUUAUUGAAUUCCUUUCCUAUACAGAAAUCAUGGGGAUUGUGCUAUCUCUUUGUUCUCUCAUUGGAGCAUUAGUUACAUCAAUUGUAUCUUUGGUGUUUUAUCUUCAUAAACAAACACCUAUUGUAAGAGCCAACAAUUCAGAGCUGAGCUUCCUGUUGCUCUUCUCAUUGACUCUGUGUUUUCUCUGUUCACUUACUUUCAUUGGUCGCCCCACUGAGUGGUCCUGUAUGUUGCGUCACACGGCGUUUGGGAUCACUUUUGUCCUCUGUAUCUCCUGUGUUCUGGGGAAAACAAUAGUGGUGUUAAUGGCAUUCAAGGCCACACUUCCAGGAAAUAAUGUUAUGAAAUGGUUUGGGCCUCCUCAACAAAGACUAAGUGUUGUUAUCCUUACAUUAAUACAGGUCCUAAUUUGUGUGCUUUGGUUAACAACAUCACCUCCUUUCCCAUAUAAGAACAUGCGUUAUUACAAAGAUAAGAUCAUUCUAGAAUGUAGUUUAGGUUCAGCUGUUGGUUUCUGGGCUGUUCUUGCUUAUAUAGGCUUGCUUUCAGUCGUGUGUUUUAUUUUAGCUUUUCUGGCUCGUAAGCUCCCUGAUAACUUCAAUGAAGCUAAAUUCAUCACAUUUAGUAUGUUCAUAUUCUGUGCUGUAUGGGUUGAAUUUUUUCUAGCUUACAUCAGUACACCAGGUAAAUUUACUCUAGCCUUGGAGAUAUUUGCUAUUUUAGCUUCAAGUUUUGCUUUACUAUUUUGCAUAUUUGCCCCAAAAUGCUACAUAAUUUUGUUGAAACCAGAGGAAAAUACAAAAAAACAUAUGAUUGGGAAAUAGUAAUUCUAAGGAACUCAAGGAUAAAAAUUUAAUUGGACAACAAUGUGAUGUAGUAAAGUAAACAACAAUUGACAACGAAACUAAAAAAACAUUGGCAUGGAAUGAAAAGCAGGCAAGCACAAAUAUAGGAAGAGUUUGGUUCCAAAACCCCAAAAAAUCAAUUUUGACUAAUUUCGGUAAAAACAUGUUUUCUAUACCAAGAAAGUUACGAGAUGAAAACCACUAUUUUCUGUUACAAACUUUCACAACAUACCAUCUUUAGGUUAUAAUAACAUUGAAAAAUCAAAUCCAUAAUUUGAUUUUCAUACAAGGGGUAAAACUGUGGA